CAGCAUCUUCAUUCUUAUUUCACAGCCAACAUGAAUAAUUGCAGAGCAAUCCAGACCAACACACCUUGAUCUUGUACUAGCCAUGUUUACUCAACUGUAUCCUCGCAUACAUUCUGAGAUGGAAAGAUUAGCGAGACAUCGACGCUGAUGCGCUGGCACCACGAUGGUCGAAAGGCGUCAUUGACACUAUCGAUAGUAGCCGUGGCCGACACGAUUGCGUCAAUGCGCGUGGCAGUCUGGACAUGACCCCGCGUUCUGGAACUCUCUCCUCUACAACAAUUAAGUACAACAUCCUCCACGCCUCAAUAUGCAUAUUCUCGUAACCAACGACGAUGGCCCGCCAUCGGACCAGUCCUCCCCAUACGUACAUUCACUAGUCUCGACGCUCCAAUCCGCAGGCCACACCGUCUCCGUCGUCCUCCCCAACACGCAGCGCUCCUGGAUCGGCAAAGCGCACCUCGUCGGCAAAGCCAUCAAGCCAACCUACUUCCGACCCUCGCCGCUGACCCUCCAGAACGGCCGCUUCUCCAACACAGGCAGCACGUCGAACCGCCCGCUCCCCGAAGACUCCACGCAGGAGGAAUGGAUCCUCGUCGACUCGACGCCCGCGUCGUGCGUGCAGAUCGGCCUGUACCACUACUUCGAGAAGCGCGGGGCCAUCGACCUGGUGGUCAGCGGUCCGAACUACGGGCGCAACAGCACGGCGGUGUUUUCGCUGAGCAGCGGGACGAUAGGCGGCGCGAUGGAGGCGGCGGUGUGUGGGUUUAAGAGCAUAGCGCUGUCGUAUGCGUUCUUCGAUAGGAACCAUGACCCGGAGAUCAUUACCGGCGCGUCUAAGUUGUCGGUGAAGCUGAUCGAGCAUUUGUAUCAGAAUUGGGAUGAGAGUACCCAUUUGUAUACGAUCAAUGUGCCGUUGGUGGAGAACGUCGGUGCGAAUAAGAUUCUAUUCACGGAUAUGCUGCAGAAUUCGUGGAAAUCGGGGUCGUGCUUUCAGGUCAUUGAGGUUCCUGAGGAGGCGGAUGAGGGGGCAGAUGAGGCCGAGGCGGCGAUGCGGAAGGCGGAGGAGAAGCAGGGCAGGAAAGAGUUGGCUGGGGGUGGAGGCGAGGGCUUCGAGAGCGGGACUCAGACGCCGUCAGGACAGGGACACAUUCGAUACACGCAUAAGCAUUUCAAGUGGGCUCCGCAGUUCAAGGACGUUUACCAGAGCGUUGAGGAGAGUGAGCCUGGUAAUGAUGGGUGGGCGGUGGCUCAAGGAUACACCAGUGUGACGCCGUUGAGGGCGAACUUCAUGCAUGUAGGUGGAUAUAGUGGAAAGGAGAUUCAAUUGAAGUAAGAUGGAUUUGUGGAUAGAUAAAAGCAUGUAGACGUAAAUGCAUUAUCCUACACCCUGUUGUUU
Molecule: messenger RNA, 1396 nt
Organism: Aaosphaeria arxii CBS 175.79
Lineage: Eukaryota; Fungi; Ascomycota; Dothideomycetes; Pleosporales
Product: sure-like protein
Exons: 3
Coding region: 308-1333 (341 amino acids)
Cellular component (GO): P-body
Molecular function (GO): hydrolase activity
Source: RefSeq, a predicted model, not a curated record